Messenger RNA from Plasmodium gonderi, 1041 nucleotides. Its product is annotated as variable surface protein. The coding region runs from base 1 to 1041 and encodes 346 amino acids. The record is from RefSeq and is a predicted model, not a curated record. The transcript has 3 exons. NCBI's taxonomy places the organism in Eukaryota, Apicomplexa, Aconoidasida, Haemosporida, Plasmodiidae.
AUGAGCGGCACAGAAUCUUAUUCAUCAGAAGUUCGAGACUUUGAUUAUACUGAUAUAUUUCCCCAAUGUAAUGAAGAAUACAAUGAUGCUAAAAGGAGAUAUGAUAAUUUUUAUACUUCCCGUUUGGGACACGGGUGUCGAGGUUUUUGUGUACAAGUUGCAGGCUCAAAACCAUGGACAAGUUUGAAUGCAGAUUGCCUAGAACUUGGUAAAUAUCUGUAUCACAUAAAUUAUAAUUCCAGUAUUGAAAAAAAACGAAGUUGUAAAUAUUUAUUUUACAAGCUACUUCUAGAGAAAAAUUAUAAAAAACUUAAUUGCGAAUCUGUGAGUUUAUGCUUCAAUAAUAUGAAAACCCAUUUAGAAAAAGAAUUAUAUUUAAAAUCGAAAUCUUAUAAUUGCAGUAAUCAUUUUAAUAAUUUAGAUGUUAAAGCAUAUGGAGUGUUCGAUAUUCUGGACCAUCUAUAUAACUACAUUUAUAAAAUUAAAAAUAGUGGUAGGAUAUGCCAUAACAGUGAACGUGUAAGUUGUGACGGAUAUAUAAACACAUUAAAAUCUUGUGAAUAUAAGGAUGGAGAAAAUUUUAAAAAAUUACUAAAAAUUAUUGAAGCUGAAUAUGAAAAGUUGUGCCCCAAAACGGUUGUUCCUAUAGAUGUUAAACAUGAUACAUUACAUCACAAUUCUAUGACAGAAACAGAUGCAGAAACAGAGCUAAAAAUAACAGAAUUCGGAAGCUCAAGCAAAGCGUUAAAACCAGAAGUACGUCCAUUCAUAGGGAUAAUUAAACUACCUGAAGCAAGCCAACAUAAACUGAAAAGUGAAGACAUUAGCACAGGAUCAGUGAAUGGAAUAAGCACAAGCACAAUUGUUUUAAUGCCAUAUACAACUUAUUGUGUUUUAUUACAAAAGAGUGUAAAAAAAUCAAAGAGAUUGUUGAAUAAAGAUAAUAAAGAAUAUAUAAAUCUAAAGAAUUCAUAUGAAAAAUCAUACAAAAAUAUUACUGAUUAUAACUACCAAUUCAUGUAUUCCUCAGUAGACAGCUAA